AACUGCUGAGGCUUGAUCUUUUCAGAACUCGUGUGAAGGCUGACACGGUCGCAUUGGCAAGGCGAGCAUGGCCCCCCUGCACCUAGCCGGGUUCAAUAUCCGGCAAGCGGAUGCAUCCCGCCGCGGACAAUCCCAGCGUACCUGUAUUGCUCGGGAAGAAAGUGGUCCCUCCGGAUCGGCAGUGGAAUUCCAGCGAGCCAAGCAAGGCGUGCGUCACUCGACCCGUUGCCCCGCCGCCAUUCCACCUCGCCUUCAACUCCCGAACCCCUCCUUCCCCAAACCCCACCAUGGCCGGCGGGACUUCACCCGGCCGCUCCUUACUGGAAGCUCCUCACCAAACCACUUCGUCAAGUCGGAGCGUGGCGACGGAUAGAUCGAGGGCGGACCAGGGCUUAUCCUUGUACCGUACCUACACGAAUAUCGUAGUCAUAACGUUACUUGUUGGAAUCAAGCAGUGUUUAACGUGAAGCCAGGGCCAGUUGAGUGGAAGACAUCGGCCGGCCGUGGUUUUCCAGCUUCCUUUCCUCCAUUUUUAUAACUAACUGCUCCAUGUACCCACAUCCCAAUCAAUCCGGCGUCCUGGAAUCCUUAGUCCGAGUUUGCCCCGUCGUCUUCCAGCGAU
This is a messenger RNA of Thermothielavioides terrestris NRRL 8126, 622 nucleotides long. RefSeq lists its product as uncharacterized. Lineage: Eukaryota; Fungi; Ascomycota; Sordariomycetes; Sordariales; Chaetomiaceae. Bases 68 to 373 code for a protein of 101 amino acids. The transcript has a single exon. The record is from RefSeq and is a predicted model, not a curated record.